UGCGUCGUCACAGGGACCCGCAUUACGGUGACCCUUGACCUGGAGGAGACCCUUCCUCCCCCUCCCUCGCCGAGAAGAUGGCGCUGUCCAGGCUGUGCUGGGCUCGGACUGCUCUGUGGGGUUCGGCGGUCACCCCUCGACCAUAUGUCACGCGGAGGCUGCAGCUCGUUCGCGCUGGACGGACGUGGGGACCCCCCUGGUCUUCCAAGCUUCACCUUUCUCCAAAGGCAGAUUCGAAGAGUUUAAUCUCUUACGUGGCGACUAAGACCAAAAUGAUCAGUGAGAAAUACCAUCAUUUUUUGGAACGCUAUUUCCCCCGCUUCUAUGUCCUGUACACCACCUUCACUAAAGGAUUUCGGCAGUUAUGGGCUGAUGGCAAAAAGUGUAGAAGAAUAAAGGCAGACAUGGCGAAGCACAAUGUAAAGUUUCAUCAACUUUCAUACCGGGAUAUGGAGCAUCUGAGGCAGUUUCGUCGAGAUAUCACCAAGUGUUUUUUUCUGGGUGUUAUUUCCGUCCCACCCUUUGCCAACUACCUGGUCUUCUUGCUAAUGUACCUGUUUCCUAGGCAACUGCUGGUCAGACAUUUCUGGACCCCAAAGCAACAAAUUGAUUUCUUAAAUAUCUAUCAUGAUAUCCGGAAAAAGUCCCACCCAGAAAUCCUUAGUUAUUUAGAAAAAGUUAGCCCUCUCAUUUCUGAAAAAGGACUCCGGUGGCAUAUGACAGAGCUGUGCACCAAGAUACAGCGUGGUACCCACCCAGCAAUACCUGAUAUCCUGGCUCUGAGAAAGUGUUUCUCUAAACCUCCCCUGGGCAUGAGUCAACUCCACGCUUCACAAAUAAAAGCCUUGAGUCGAGCCAUGCUUCUCACAACUCACCUGCCUUCCUUCUUGUUGAGACGACGUUUAAAGACUCAUACCACAGUGAUUCAUCAGCUAGACAAGGCUUUGGCAAAGCUGGGGAUUAACCAGCUGACUGAACAGGAAGUGAAAUCGGCUUGUUAUCUUCGUGGCUUGAAUUCUACCCAUAUUGCUGACGAGAGGUGUCGAACUUGGCUGGCAGAAUGGCUGCAGAUUUCCUGCAGCUUGAAAGAAGCUGAGCUGUCUCUUCUGCUACACAACGUGGUCCUGCUUUCCACCAACUACAUUGGGACACGGCGCUGAGUGAGCGUGGAGCAGAUGCCAUUGCCCUGCCAUCAGCGUGGCAGCGUGGGACCAAACAGCACUUGUGGGCAGCCUGUGCGCACUGCUGGAUGUGUGCGGCAGACGAGCGGUGCCACGGCUUCGGUGCGGUACACUCGUGGGAGCUGGAGCUGAACAAACCCUCUCACCAGAGGUAGCCCUAGGGAGAUGUCAUCCCCACUUCGUUGGAAUUAACUGAAACUGGAAGCAGCUACUGAACUGGGCUGUUACUGGAAUAUGUUAAUUUCAGACUCUGGGAUGAGCUUUGGCCCAGGACUUACUCACUGCCAUAUUUUGAGCUGUUUCUGGCUGCUGAGGGGAACAGCACUACUUAAACUGCAUGCACUUUGAUGCUCCCCUCAACCUUGAGAUGACCAAAAAUAGGAUUUUUUUUUUUUUUUUGUCCCCCUCAUUGGGUUAACCUCUUUCCUUUUCCUUUUCCCACCUUUAUUUUUAGUGAAUAACAUGGGAACAUUCUAAUGGACAAGAUAGAAGGAACUACAAGUCCUUGUUGACUGCUUACCCAGUAUUUAUAGCCUUCACACCCUUGUCUUAAUUUCUGGGCUGUGCCACAACCUGUGGAUCUUAAACUCUUUGCUACCUCCACUGGGGUGCACCCAUUCAACCAACUGACAGCGGCUGCCUUUGGCCCAUGGAUCAAGUCUGUACAGUACUAACCCCAGCCAGCCAGGAGAGGUCUGCGAUAGUAAGUUGGGUUCAGCUUUUGUCUAUGAAGGGACAUCAGUGGUCUGUAGUACAGUAACUUGCUGUAAAUGCAUGAAGCACUGCCUUUAAACCCAAGUAAAGACUGAAGUCACUUGCUGGAAAUUCUCUUAUGCAUCCUCGAAUCAUUUUGCUAGGGCUCCUUUACAAGACUGUCAUAACUGGACAUUGGGGAGAGAAUUGGUUGGAACAGAACUUUCUGAUGGGAUGGAGGUUAUGAAGGAACUGACUUGAAGUUGAUCCUGUUGCUGGAUUUUAAAUGCUAACUAGGAAUAGAAGAUUGUACAUACAAAUAGCAAGCAAUGAAAUUAGAAUCCAGGCCCCAAGAGUAGGGACUACAGACAGGGAAAGCCCUAGCAGGGCAGGAUCCAGGCUGUUUCAGCUGAUGAGGGGCAUAAACACAGAUGAGGCAAGUCAAGCUCUUGAUACUCCAAAGAGAACGUUGUUUUCCCAUCAUAAAACACUUCUAUUGUUAACAAUCCCUAACUGACCUAAUUAAUUUUAUAUACAGGCUCGAGAAGCAUUCUUUUUCUAACAAGUAACUGGGUUGUGGUCUGCCAAGAUCAAGAGUAACACAACAUUCUUUUGAAUAUUUCUUUAAUAUUACAUUUAAAUAUUCUCUUUAAAUACAACAUUAUCACAAUGUAAAGGACCUGAAAGGCAAAAAAUAAUAAUAAUUUGUUUCCAGAGAACCAGACAAGCUUUGGAUUCACAUUGAAAAUACUACCUGUAUACAGUGAGAAAGGAAUGCGUUGCAAUAAAAAGUAAUUUCUUUUAUCUAGGCCUGGACUGAGUGGGGUUGAAGCUAUCUGCUUCUGUGAUCAGAGGCCUAGCUUUUCUAGCAACCAUGAGCUCUAAUUGUGUCCAACUCGAGUAGCACCAGAAGUGAGAUGGACGAGAUUGUAGAAAAGGCCCUUUGCUUAACAAGAGAGUUAAUGCUAAAUUUCGACACUUAGCAUUUAAAAGCUUGGGAUCAGUGUGAAUCAGAAUUACAGGGUUAAUGUAGGGUUUAGAUUAAGAAACUAGUUUCUUCAGAAAAGUCAUUAUUUUGGGGGUUGGCAAUGAGUUUAAUAGUCAAAUUCUUUUGAUCCCAAAGGCUAAUAACGUGUCUCUUAAUUGAGCACCUGGAAUCACUUCCUGGAUUAGGAAUCCUUCCGAAGGAGGGAAUGUGUAGCGCUCACCCUCCACUUUCAACACACUUUCAGAAAGAUUCUUCUCCAUCGAGUCCUAUUCCCAAUUAAAGCUUCAGUCUUGUAUCUGAGGGGACCAGUCUCAGGUAGGGAGUGCAGCAGCUCAGUCAGGGACAGCAUCUAGCUCUCAGGUACCUCAGAUGCCCAACUCUGCCUGGUGAGGCUCGAGGAUGGAGCGUGUUAAGGACCUAUAUACUCAAGAACUUCCCUCCAAACCCUGCAAAAGCAGGAACAGGAGAGGAAGAAGGGGUUAUAAGAUGUAUCUGUGUUAAGUACAAGGCCUAGCAGGCUCAGUUUAGCAAUUUUACAGGUAAAAUGCUACUGAUAUACAUGAAGGCUGCUUUAAGACACCAGGGCUAUAUCAGAGAAGGCUUUAUGAUCCAGAUAGGUAGGAAUAGUUAUCUCCCCCACCAAAAGCAUUUUCACUUUGUUCUUUCCUGGUUAAUAAAUCAUACCAGAAACAACGCAUGGUGGAAAUAUGCCUGCGUGCUUUGUUCCCUGCUGCCUCCAUUUUAAAACGGAGACAGUGAUAACUUUGCUAGUGAAUUCAGUGGUGGUCAAUGCAGUACAUCCAGGAACGUAGGAGGGUAUGGGAGGAAAAGGAAUGGCGUCCUCAGAUGGAGGCAAGAACUGAAUGAGUCCCACAGCUUUAUCAUCAGAACUUUAGCUCUUUGGAACCUGGGGGUUACAUAUAGCAUUUAAGAAUGGGUUGAUUUCUAAUUUUCAUAUAUCAAGAUGGAGGGGUCUAAUAUUUGCAGUUCCUGGGAGUGAACUGGAAUAGUUAAGAACUCUCCAACCCUGUAUAUCCAAGGACCACCAAGGGUAGAUAUAGAA
Molecule: messenger RNA, 3925 nt
Organism: Pipistrellus kuhlii (Kuhl's pipistrelle)
Lineage: Eukaryota; Metazoa; Chordata; Mammalia; Chiroptera; Vespertilionidae
Gene: LETMD1
Product: LETM1 domain containing 1
Exons: 9
Coding region: 78-1160 (360 amino acids)
Biological process (GO): intracellular monoatomic cation homeostasis
Cellular component (GO): mitochondrial inner membrane
Molecular function (GO): ribosome binding
Source: RefSeq, a predicted model, not a curated record